Molecule: messenger RNA, 2269 nt
Organism: Leptopilina heterotoma
Lineage: Eukaryota; Metazoa; Arthropoda; Insecta; Hymenoptera; Figitidae
Gene: qless
Product: all trans-polyprenyl-diphosphate synthase PDSS1
Exons: 8
Coding region: 103-1326 (407 amino acids)
Biological process (GO): isoprenoid biosynthetic process; ubiquinone biosynthetic process
Cellular component (GO): transferase complex; mitochondrion
Molecular function (GO): prenyltransferase activity
Source: RefSeq, a predicted model, not a curated record
UUGAUUUUGACAUGAAAUGUGGGGAAUAGUGGAACUAGCUUGAAAGACUUUGCGGUCGACAUCGGCGAUCGGCCGAGUCGUCGGCUCAUUACAGUUUUGGCUAUGGCUUGUAUAGGGUCGACUCGGUUCUGUGCUCGUGCGGAGAAACUGUGCCAAUUCGGACAUUUUGCCCAGUUUCGAAGGAAAGUUUCUACUGCUUGUGUUAAGUUUCGACAGGUUGUCGAGCAACCUACCAGCCCUCUUCUUCAACACUGCCAGAAACAAUCAUGUUCGCGAAGUCACAGGUUUGGUGUCGCACGAGCAAUGAGUUCAAUGCAAACACAACAACCAGGAUCAUUGCCAGAUUACCAAGUCGAUCCUUACCAGCUACUCGAUGACGAUCUCAAAUUAAUUUACCAAGACAUACGACAGGAACUUGCAAGUAAUACGACAUUGGAAGAGCUGAGGACCAUAGCGUCGUACUACUUUAGCGGUCAGGGAAAAGCUUUGCGGCCGAUGGUUUCAAUCCUCAUGGCGCGGGCUAUCAAUUACCACAAGGAAAGAAAUGAUCUCUUGCCGUCACAACGACAGGUGGCAAUGAUAGCAGAAAUGAUCCACAGCGCAUCCCUCGUUCAUGACGAUGUGAUCGAUCAAUCAGACUUUCGCCGCGGGAAGCCAUCCAUUAACGCACUUUGGAGUCAAAAGAAGGUGGCAAUGGCUGGGGAUUUUAUCAUUGGUGUGACGGGAAUGAUGAUAGCGCGAUGUCGAAAUGACAGUGUCACCCUCACCCUCAGUCAGGUAUUGACCGACUUAGUGCAGGGUGAAUUUAUGCAACUAGGUUCAAAAGAAACGGAAAAUGAACGAUUUGCACACUACCUCACCAAGACGUAUCGAAAGACUGCAAGUUUAAUUGCAAAUUCUUUGAAAGCGGUCGCAAUGCUGGCGGAUUCAGACGAACAUGUGACCGAGGUAGCAUUUCAAUACGGAAGAAAUAUUGGACUGGCCUUCCAAUUAGUGGAUGAUCUUUUAGAUUUUGUUUCCUCGUCAGACACAAUGGGCAAACCAACAGCGGCAGACCUUAAACUUGGAUUGGCUACUGCUCCCGUGCUAUUCGCUUGUGAACGAUAUCCAGAAUUGAAUUCAAUGAUAAUGCGCCGAUUUCAAGAACCAGGAGACGUAGAGAAAGCAUUCGAAUUGGUUCAUAAAUCUCAGGGUUUGGAGCAGACGAGAUUUUUAGCAAAAAAACAUUGUGUUGAAGCUGCACGUUUUGCAAAUACAUUAGCCGAGAGUCCUUAUCAAAAAGGUCUACUGGUUGUCAGUGACUUAGUACUUAAUCGUAUGAAGUAGCACACUGCAAUAAGUCACUCGAGAUUUUAUUUUACGCAAAUUUCGUUGGAUAGAAUUUAGAUCGUUCUAAAUUUAUAUAUAAACAAAAAACGAUAGUGCACAAAAGUUGAGAAGAGAAGAAAACUCGAAAAAAUAUUCAGUGGAGAAGAAUUUUUUUUUCCUUUUUUUUCUUACACAACAUAACAUUAUUAUAAAAGACAAUUGAAAGUGUGCGAAGAAUACGAAACGCUUUUUAAAGAGCAUACACGAAAUAAAUGAAUGAAAGAUUUUAGAAAAAAUGAUGAAUGAAUGCGUUGUGAAUGUUAAGAAUGAUAAAAAUGAUAUAAAUGAUAAAAAAUGAUGAAAAUUAUAAAAAUGAUAGAAAUGAUGAAAAUGAUACGAAUGAUAGGAAUGAUAGUUAUUAUACUAUGGCUCGUAAUUUGGAAUCAGUUAGAGAUUAUGUACCUUUUUUUAUAUUAAUUAUUUCAAACCUUAUUUUAUAUUUACCCGUGAAUUUCAAACGAGAAAUUUCGUAAAUAAUUUCUGAACUAAGUCUCUUUUGAUUUUCACAAAAAUACCUGUCGAGAUUUAAAGAAUUCUUCUUUUCGACAAUUUGACUUUUUUUUCAUAAAAAUAAUUUGUUUUGAACAUAAAAGAAGAAUAGAAAACAAGAGAAGAAAAGAAAUAAACAAGAAAAGAAGAAUACUUUAAACAGCGUCAAUAGAAAAUGUCCCUUCAGUAAAAAAAAAUUAACUUAUAUAAUUUAAUUCUAAAAAAAAUUAUUCAAGAAUAAUGAAUAAAAAAAAAUAUUCAAUAAGAAACGGAAUAAAAGCUAAAAACUCGGUGAAAUUUUGAAAAUCGGGUUUUCUUGCCGCUCGAAACUGUCAUCGAACUGCAAUAGUACCAUCGUAACUGGAAUUUGUGUAAUUUUCCUGUAAUUUUACUACAAUUUUAAAUUUAGUAU